AUGGAUGUUGCGUACAACCAGCACUCCAGCGCGGCUAAGCGCAAGAACCGCUCGAGCACGAACCUGAACCACCUGACACUGGCACCUCUCACAUCCAAGCUGCCGCUGGGGGACGACGACGACCUUGUCGACCUGGUCUCGGCGGCGGCAAACGGCCCAUUGCGCAUCCCGAGCACCUCAUAUCUGCAGGGGAAAUCGGCCCCCACAACGCCGCGGCUGCUGUCGCGGUCGCCCGGCGGCAGCGCAGCCAGCGGGCGGCGCUCGCAGUCUCGCCCGCGCCUGCCCAAGAGCAAGUCAGCCACGCACAUCGCUCCGCUGUCGAGCUUCUCUACAAAUUCCGCUAGCCACGGGGGCAAGCCGCCCCUGUCUGCGUCCGCGACCGCAUCCCCCACGGCAUCCAGGCGCAAGGGCGGCGUCAGCGGCAGCCACCACCCCCACUUUGCCCCCACUAUCCACGACGAUGCCGGCUCCGACUGGCUGCUGCGCGCCGGCGCGCUGAUAUCCACCGAGACGCGCGAGUCCAAGGGCCAGGCCUGGCUGGUGUCGCGGGCGAGCUCCACGAGUCUGGCGGGGAUGCGCGAUGCCGACGACUACGAGGAUAUUGACGGUGGAUAUGUCGAGCGGGAGCAGCAGCUGCUGGCGGCUGCGGCGGCUAGCCGUAACGCCAGCCGCAGGGGCAGCUUGGGCCACGUGGCUACCGCUGGCAUUGUCGUUGAGGACGACCACGUCUCGGUGUACUCGCCGACGCACAGCCGCUACGGCAGCCGCUCCCACAGUCGGGUCGGCAGCCGUACUCAAAUGCUGGUGACGCCUAGGGACCACCGGUCCAUGGACGGCUACUUUUCGCUGACGCCAGGAUCGGUGGCGGCGUCGGCGUCGGCAUCCGCGUAUGGUGGCGAUGUGGAUGACGACUCAACCGCCGUGGCGGGGCCCGACUUUGUCAAUCUCGACGAGAAACUCGAGGCCAUCGAGCAGCACACGAGUGUCGACGACGAGGCGUACGUGCGGCGGCUGGUCAAGCACGGCAAUGGCGGUGUGGGGACCUGGUUCGGCAGCGUCCUGGGCGUGAAUCUAUUCUCGGUCAACGAGGACGAAGAGGAGUCGGACGACGACGAGGAGGAGAGUGCGUCGACAGAUGGCGAGCUGGAUGUCGACGACGACAGUGGUGAGGGGGACCAGGCCACGCAGCAGCAGCGGCGCGCGUCGAGCUCCUCCCGGCGGCUCGAAGGUUUCACUACAGCCCUCGAGGAACGCAUGCCAUCUCCGAAGGCUGACGAGGGCGGGUGGCAGGACGCAGCCUGGUUGCUGACUGUGGCAUCAAAGGUCCUCCUCUGA
This is a messenger RNA of Lasiosphaeria miniovina, 1335 nucleotides long. RefSeq lists its product as uncharacterized. The record is from RefSeq and is a predicted model, not a curated record. The transcript has a single exon. Lineage: Eukaryota; Fungi; Ascomycota; Sordariomycetes; Sordariales; Lasiosphaeriaceae. Bases 1 to 1335 code for a protein of 444 amino acids.